AUGAGCGCGUUCAUGUCGAAGGUAUCUGCUACGCAGACACGCGGAGCGUAUGGACAGGUCAAGAGACGAUGGAUGCACGGAUCGCUGAAGCGCCAGGCAAUUAUGAUGCCUGCCAUGUCGCCUUUGAUGACGGAGGGAACCAUUGCCCGCUGGAUGAAGAAGGAAGGAGAAGCGUUCAAAGAGGGAGACGUCUUGCUCCAACUUGAACUCGAGUUUUACACCGUGGACGUGGAGGCACACACCCCAGGGAUCCUAGGCAAGAUUCUUGUGAGUGGCAUCGGCGUGCUAGCCGGACAACACUUCGACCAAAUAACCGUUGGAACAUUGCAGAUGCCUGACGGAACGAAGAACGUCCCUAUUGAACAAAUAAUCGCCCUCGUCGCCCUCGACGCCUCCGAGCUCGCACUCCUUCAGAACGAGAACUUCGUUUCUGUGCCCAAGCCUCCACCGUUCAACCUGACCCCCACACCUCCCAGUAUCAGUGCUAAUGGAGCUAACACACCAACGGCGGGAACGCCUGUGACGUCCAUUCCAAGUGCAAUGGCAUCACCACGCUGCCACACUACCCAGUUCAAGCUACCCCUCACAUCGCCGCGCACUCCGACCAUGUCACCGCGCACACCCUCCCUCUUUGAGAUGCACACCAUGGGCUAUGGGCAGCGAAGCGCACAUGUUGGUGGGCCAAGGGGGUUGGCACCCAUCACUCCCAUGUCCGCCAACGAGUCUGCAAGGAUGCCGCCUUGCCCUUCGCCUCAUGUCCGCGUACCACCUCAGGUGGAAGUUUCGACGCCUCUUACGCCUAUGACGGCGAAGUGGCCUGUGUCUGCUGGCCCUGGCUUGCUCGCUGAUGACGCCGAGAGGACGCAAGUGGAUGGGGCGGCCAUUCGGAGGAUGAUCGUUUCUAACCUGGCAUCCAAGCAGUCCACGAAGAUCUCGGAAGUUGAUGAGCUCUUCUGA
This is a messenger RNA of Cyclocybe aegerita, 957 nucleotides long. Lineage: Eukaryota; Fungi; Basidiomycota; Agaricomycetes; Agaricales; Hemipholiotaceae. The record is from the annotation of a GenBank genome assembly.